AUGUGCACUCUUCACGAUACGGAUAGCCAAGUGAACUUUCUGGUUGGCAAGAAUGCGUUGGACAUUGGGAGUAUAGACCUGGGUACUGGAAAAGCAUGGACAAGCAUCCACAACUUCGCGCCCAAUAACACCUUUCGUUCGUCAGGCUGGUAUGAUGCAGAUCCACGAACGAACGAGCCCCUGAGCGUGGAAAUGCUUAAAUGGGAAAGACGACCAAAGACAACGGCUACACCUGUGGCUCUUGCGCUUAUGUUUGCAGUCAGGCUACAAGGCAGUGGCACUGUCCGAGAGCAGAGUGUUUCUGUGGUGUGUGAAGGAUUUUCGACACGGGAUACAAAUGUCCUUCAGGUCAAAUUUAAAGACUGUUGGGAUAAAGAACCAGAAAUGACAUAUGCAACAGAUUCAAUCCCUGCGGCAUGUUAUGACGAAACAAAAACAACAACAACAACUGUGCAGUGCGUAAAAAGAUGCGCACACGAUGUCCAUUGUCGCUCAGUGUAUUACAGUCAAAAAGGUGGCAGAUGCGUCGCCGUUCUGUACGUCCACGCCUACCUUCCGUUACGGCAUCGAAGGAAUGCGAAACGCUGGACCUGUUUUCGAAAAAGUGCCGGAACACUCUAA
Opisthorchis viverrini is the source of this 621-nucleotide messenger RNA. RefSeq lists its product as hypothetical. The record is from RefSeq and is a predicted model, not a curated record. The transcript is spliced from 2 exons. The coding region runs from base 1 to 621 and encodes 206 amino acids. NCBI's taxonomy places the organism in Eukaryota, Metazoa, Platyhelminthes, Trematoda, Opisthorchiida, Opisthorchiidae.